Molecule: messenger RNA, 517 nt
Organism: Drosophila erecta
Lineage: Eukaryota; Metazoa; Arthropoda; Insecta; Diptera; Drosophilidae
Product: protein Diedel
Exons: 1
Coding region: 16-381 (121 amino acids)
Source: RefSeq, a predicted model, not a curated record
AGUAAGUGGAGCACCAUGCGAGCGGUUUCGGCUUCAGUGCUACUCAUCCUAGUCGUCUGGGUGUCCAGCUUCGGCGAAUCAAACGCAGAUUGCUGCUGGACCAGGGCGAAACUGAUCUUCACAAUGGGCAACGGAUCGUGCGGAAUGGUGAAUGCCAGGUCCACCAGAUACGGAUGCGAAAUCACUGUUUGCGCAGAUGGAAUGGUGCUGGUGGGCUCAUACUGCGGAAAAGGCUCUUGCAACUUGUUUGGCUGCUUUUGUCGCGGGGGCUGUCGGCGUGGAAACUUUGGCGAGUCCUUUGUGGAAAUUAAUAGGAGGUAUGAGAUCAACCUGAUAAGCACCCAACUGAAGAUGGCUAAUGUAACAGACACGGAGGCUUAAUUGCCGACCCCCAGAGUCACCUGUCAAUUUGUAGUAUUUAUGAUUGAUUAUGUGAACAUAUUUCAAGCUACGCAUGCAAUUUGAGGCACUGCUAACUUUGAGUAUAAUAAAAAAGUAGUUUGGUUUGGGAACUCCA